This is a messenger RNA of Soboliphyme baturini, 1059 nucleotides long. NCBI's taxonomy places the organism in Eukaryota, Metazoa, Nematoda, Enoplea, Dioctophymatida, Soboliphymatidae. The record is from the annotation of a GenBank genome assembly.
AUGUGUGCCUGUUUGAAAAAGUUUAAGGCUGACCUUAAAUUUCUCCAGAGUCUGUUUGCGAAAGAUCACGAACGAUUCCGCGUUACCACUUCUUCGCUUGACGAAAUCAGUUGUAUGUUUUUGUGCAGCGAUGGCCAGCAAAUAUCUGCUUCUGCCAGCAUCUUGGAGAAUUACCCGCAGACGCCGCCGGUUUGGUUUUCAGACUCAGAAAAUCCGAUGGUGCUAGAACUGCUGUCGGAUUUGAGUCAAACUUCCGGUAACAACAAUCUGAUAUUACCUCAAAUCCAAAGACUUUUGUCAGGACUCUGUGACGCAUUCCAUUUACCAGUACCGCAGGAGUUAUCGAAUUUUCCAAUGAUUUCCGAAGGAAUCGAAAAAUCGCCAUCCCAGCUGAAUGAUUUAGACAGUGAGGACGAAGAAGAUUAUCAUUAUGAAAUGGAAGAGGUAGAUGACACCUCAAAAUCUAAAAGCGAUCUUGCACCUGAAGGUGUUUUAGUUUUGAAUAAACUGAUAAAGUUGCAAAGGGAGCAACAUCUGCAGGGCACUGUCUGCGGCACUGUCACGGCGACAGAUCAUAUUUAUCGAUCUGAGUACUUUAAGAAUGGUGUGUAUCAGUUCGAUUUGGUCAAUGACAACCUGUAUGAAUGGUAUGUGAAGCUGAAACGAGUAGACCCCGAUAGCCAACUUGCACAGGAUCUAGUGGCCCUCAAGAAAAAAGGUCGGCAAGAUUAUAUUUUACUUCAUUUUAUAUUCCCCCGUGAAUAUCCUUAUGAUCCUCCAUUUGUCCACGUAGUCAGUCCUUGCAUAUCAGGAGGAUUUGUGCUCGAUGGCGGUGCCAUUUGUAUGGAGCUGCUCACCAAGCAAGGUUGGAGCAGUGUUUACAGCAUCGAAGCCGUCAUCUUGCAGAUUGCUGCUACCAUCGUCAAAUGCAACGCGCAUGUACGAUUUCAGUCGUUGUCACGCCAGUACAGUUUGGUUGAAGCUCAGGAGUCUUUUAAAUCUUUGGUACAUAUUCACGAAAGGGGAGGCUGGUACACGCCACCAAAGGAAGACGGCUAA